AUGCCGCGCACCACCUCGAACACGGGUGAGGUCGCGCGGGCGCCGGCGGCUCGCGUCGCCGUCAUCGGCGCCGGAGCCAGCGGUCUGACCGCCGUCAAAGCAUGCCUCGAAGAAGAUCUAGAUGUGGUGUGCUACGAGCGAAGCGACGUCCUGGGCGGCCUCUGGCACUACACGGACAAGGUGGAGACCGGCAGGGCGUGCGUGAUGCGCUCGACGGUCAUCAACUCGAGCAAGGAGAUGUCCGCAUUCAGCGACUUCCCGCCGGACCCGUCACUCCCCAACUACAUGCACAACUCGCUGAUGGCCGGCUACAUCGAGCAGUACGGCCGGAGCAGCGGAGCGGCGGAGCGAGUGUUGCUCCUCCACGAGGUGACCGACGUCAGGCAAGGCGCCGGAGGCAAGUGGGCCCUUCGCGUCAGGGACCUCGCCAGCGGGCUCGAGACGAGCGAACUGGUGGACGCCGUCAUGCUGUGCACGGGGCACCACGCCCAUCCGCUGCGGCCGCGGUUCGCGGGGCUCGACGACGAGUUCCGCGGGCGCGUGCUCCACUCGCAGGAGUACCGGACUCCACGGGGCUUCGAGGAUCGCCGGGUGCUCGUGGUCGGCGUGGGCAACUCGGCCGGAGACCUGGCCGUCGAGCUGGCCGGCGUCGCCAGACAGGUGUGGCUGAGCACUCGACGCGGGUCGUGGGUCAUCGGGCGCGUGGGACCCCGCGGCCAGCCCUUCGACGCCUGCUACCAGACGCGGCUGCUCAACGUGCUCUUCCACUGGCUGCCUUACUGGCUCGUCUGCCUGGCGUGCGAGCGCGCCGUCGAACAGCGCUUCGACCACGGCGCGUACCAGCUGCGGCCCAAGCACCGCAUCUUCGGCCAGCACCCGAUGGUCAACGACGCCCUGCCCAACCGCAUCCUCAGCGGCACCGUCAGGGUCAAGGGGCCCGUGAAGCGGUUCACGGCCGACGGGGCUCUCUUCGAAGGAGAGUCCGAGCCCGUGCCGCUCGACGACGUCAUCCUGGCCACGGGCUACCGAGUCCUCUUUCCCCUCCUGGCUCCCGGAGUGCUGGACGUGGGCGAGGAUAACCAGGUGGACGUGUACAAGCUGGUGUUCCCUCCCGACCGGCCGGGGCUGGCCCUGAUCGGCCUGGCGCAGCCCGUCGGGGCGCUGCUGCCCAUCUCCGAGCUCCAGAGUCGGUGGGCGGCCAGGGUGUUCGCGGGCAAGGCGAGCCUCCCACCGGUCGGCGACAUGUGGCGACAGGUGCGCCGCUACCAGGACGCGUGCCGGCAGCGGUACUACCAGGGCCCGCGGCACACGCUCCAGGUCGACUGGAUCGACUACCUCGACGAG
Ixodes scapularis (black-legged tick) is the source of this 1344-nucleotide messenger RNA. RefSeq names its product flavin-containing monooxygenase 5. Lineage: Eukaryota; Metazoa; Arthropoda; Arachnida; Ixodida; Ixodidae. The record is from RefSeq and is a predicted model, not a curated record. Gene Ontology annotation, molecular function: flavin adenine dinucleotide binding; NADP binding; N,N-dimethylaniline monooxygenase activity.